This is a messenger RNA of Striga asiatica, 1655 nucleotides long. NCBI's taxonomy places the organism in Eukaryota, Viridiplantae, Streptophyta, Magnoliopsida, Lamiales, Orobanchaceae. The record is from the annotation of a GenBank genome assembly.
AUGGAAGUGAACGAUAGGAAUAAGCGAGCAGAGAAAGAAGAAAUCGAAUCCGACAAAAAGAAGAUACAUAAGAAAGAAGACGGCGACGACGACGAUGAUGUGCUAUUCUAUGAAGGCGAUUCAGACAGCGACUCAGACGACGAGUUUGCGUUCCCAGGUUGGAUUGUCGAAGAAGAUUUCUGGGACAGGGCAGCUCCGAUGAUCGAUGGCGUUCAGUCUACAGACGGCGAUGAUAGAAACUGCGACAAGGUAGGACUCUGUCACAAUCACAAGCAUGCGGCGUCGUUUAAGGGGUUACGCAUUUUUGAAUUGUUCAAGGUUAGGCUCAAAUUGAAUGAAAAAAUCCGUAGCGCUCCCUUGAUUAAUAGCAGAAUUUAUGGCGAGAUUGCAACAUGGCCACAGGAGUUUGAGCUUGAAAAUCCUGACCCAAUUUGUUAUUACAGAGUGAGUCAUUUACAAGCUCAUACCAUCAAUCUUAACCCCAAAGAAGUAGUUCUUCUUCCCCUAACCAGUCCCGAACCCAGACCCCCUUUAUACGAAGACCAGGUUAUUUAUCUGGCAUUUGCUUUGAAGAUUGAUGACGAGGAUAUAUUUGUUCACGGCCAAAUCGACAACAGCAACAACCUGUUCCCAGGCGAAGGUAUUUGCAGAUCGGAUGCUUUGGUUGUGAGACCCCACAAUAGUAAGGCCCUUCGCAAGUACGGCGGGCCCAUCAUCAGGAGAUCACUGGUUGGUGAUCCAGAAUGCGAUCCUGUGCUAAUGGACGCGUAUUACAGCAUGUAUGACGGAGCGUGGGCUACUGUCAGUGUAAAGAUGUUGCUUGAAGGCAUGAGCAGGUUUUCCGGUUUCAUCGUUGCCCGUCCUUGCAUAUUCUACUCAAGGAUUCGUUUGCUCACGGUUAAACGAGCGGAUGAGGAAAAGAAGACAGUGGUGAUUCAGAGAGGUGACGAGGGUCGAGUGGGAAUUGAUGGAAGCAUUAAGCUUACAAGGUCGAUGGUUGCUGUACCGUGUUAUUCCUCCCUCGUCAUUGGGGCCGUGCUCUACGAAGCAGAUGGCGGCAGGUGUAUUUGUCGUGGCAAGACUUUCUUUCCAGCAAAGAAAACGGGGGAGCAAACCAAGCUCAUUGUUUUUGAUGGUGUCCCCACACUCGAAGUUAGUGCCAAAUGGAGUUGCAGCGUUGACAAGAAACACUAUGAGUCGUUUUUUAAGGCAAUGCGUGAGCUUGGAAUUGUUGGACCCUUUGGGAGGGAUGGAGCACUGAUUAAUUCAGUUAUGGAUUUUUCCCUUCUCUCUUCCAUUUGCAAACCUAGGGCCAAAGAAAAUGAGGUCGACACGAUAUAUAGGGUGGCGAUUGCACGUUUUGCACUUCUAUUUCGUGACUUCGUCUGCUAAUAAUGAGCUGUAUAGUUUUUGUUAUCAUUUUCUUUCUUUUUUGUUUAGCUUAUAUUUAUAGCUCCUAGCAUUAACAUAUAUACCUUGUUGACCUUAGGUAUAAACAAAUUCCGUUGUUAAUAUGGUUCUGAUAUCAUUGGUUUGAAACACAUUUAAGGAUUAGAUGUUCUGAAAUUUUUGAUCCAUUAACAGACUCCACGACGAAUUCAGUACAUGUGAGUUUAUAUUGCUCAGGAAUCUAUACACACACACACACAUCACAC